Messenger RNA from Ambispora gerdemannii, 1230 nucleotides. The record is from the annotation of a GenBank genome assembly. Lineage: Eukaryota; Fungi; Glomeromycota; Glomeromycetes; Archaeosporales; Ambisporaceae.
AUGGAGUGCAACAUUUGUCAUAAUGUUCAUCGCAAAUUCUUUUGUGCUAAUUGUCUUCGUGACGGGUUGCGUAAUCAUAAUGCAGAAAUGAAACAAGUGAAUGUUGAGAAACAACGCUAUGUUGACCGUGCUACAAAGUUCAUGAAUGGAUCGCUUCGGAUUCAACAGUUAAGCUCUGCAGAGAAACACAGUGCGACACAGAAACUAAAUUUACUUGAAUUCGAAACAGAACGUUUGCGGGAAGAACUUGGAAGAGAUCGGCAAGAAGUUGAACUUUUAAGAAAAGAGCUUCAGACACGACGUCAAGUAUUACAAGAAUCAUUAGCAAUCUCCAAGAAGUUUCAGUCACACCAAAAGACAUCAAUUAUAAAAGACAUUGCCAACACUAAAGAAAGAUGGCGACAUGUACACACGGUUCUCAUACAUUCGCGGAAAGUUUUGAUUGCAGAACUGGUGUCGUUAUUUGAUUUCAAGAAGAUAACUAUUAAUAGUGAUUCAGAAAGGAACAGUCACAAAGAGAAUGGAAUUAGCAUUAAUAAAAAGCAACCUAAUAGCGUGGAUGAAUCAAUAACUUCUAAUGGAACUGAAGGAGGAGGUGGUGGUGGUAAUAGCACUGAUGAGGAUGUUGAAUAUACAAUUGCUGGAAGGGCACUACCAAGAAAAGGCGAUUUCAGAGCGUGCCCGCAGGAAGAAAUUAAUACUGCGGUUGGCCACGUAAUACAUAUGCUUGGACUAAUUGCACAUUAUCUCGGUGUAAAACUGCCUUUCUUUAUGACGCGUGAUAAAAACUCGAAUCCUCAUGCACAUGGCACAUUACCAGGAGUUCAAAAAAGUAAACGGCCACUUUUCCUGACUGAUCAGAAUCUCGAGUAUUUCACGUAUGGAAUGGCGAUGCUGAAUUAUAACAUUGCAUAUUUGUGUCAUUCGCAAGGUGUUGAUAUACCAUUUAAUAAAGUUCCAUACACACUUCAGAAUUUGUAUCUAUGCUGUAAUUCGGUAAAUCUUGGAAGAUAUUCUCAUUUAACAACGCUGAGCGCUUCAGAGCAAACAUUUGCACUCGAUUUCGAACAACUUGUGGGAAUAAUGGUUGCUCGGAGAUACGGCGACGAUACUAACCCGAUAAUUUUUAGGGUACCUAAUGCGCUAAAUGAUAAUUAUUUUUAUGAGGAAGAAGACGAGGAAAUAGAAGAUGGAAAUGAAACUUGGGAUUUAGUGGAAAUGGUUGUAUAA